Messenger RNA from Silurus meridionalis, 3513 nucleotides. It is a transcript of the gene clcn5b, whose product is annotated as chloride channel, voltage-sensitive 5b. Gene Ontology annotation, cellular component: early endosome; Golgi apparatus; membrane. Gene Ontology annotation, molecular function: voltage-gated chloride channel activity. Lineage: Eukaryota; Metazoa; Chordata; Actinopteri; Siluriformes; Siluridae. The transcript is spliced from 13 exons. Gene Ontology annotation, biological process: transmembrane transport; chloride transport. Bases 400 to 2856 code for a protein of 818 amino acids. The record is from RefSeq and is a predicted model, not a curated record.
GACGCGGCCAGACUGCUGAAGCUGUCAGGAAGGAAGUUUUAGUGCGGUGCUACUUAGUCCUAGUUAGUGUGUGUCUAUGUGUGUGUGUGUGUGUGUGUGUGUGUGUUACCUGCAGUGGGGCUGGAUAACACGUGGGGCAGCGGUACUGCUGCUUCCGCUUGCCUGCUGAAGUGAAGGAAGCAGCAGAGAUGAAAAUGAGACACUUCCAUAUGUUUUCAGUGCGCUAGGGGAGGAACUGUCAACAGGGAAGAGGAUUAGUGGCUCAUCAGCGCGCGCGCACUCACACACACACACACACACACACACCACAGAUCCGUAUCACAGGACUAUUUUUUUUUUUUUUACAUUUUUAUGUCUGUCUCAGUGAUUGUGUGACUUCUCCAAAAAGAAGAAGAAAAGAUGGAAACCAGUGGCUUUUACAAUGACAACUACAGCAGUGGAAGCAGUGAUGAUGACCUGGUCGACCUCAGCGCCAACGCUCAGGAUCUCCUUGAAGAUCUGUCUUAUGACGAGCAGGACCACAGCCAAGCAGAAGCAUCACUGUUUUCUCCUGGAGGCCGAGGACAGAACGGCACGGCUAAGCUGCUGGAUCUGUUAGACGACGGGUUGCACAGGGUGGGGACCUAUGAUGACUUUAACACAAUCGACUGGGUGAGGGAGAAAUCCAAGGACCGAGACCGUCACAGAGAGAUCAACAAUAAGAAGAGGCAGUCAGUACUUGAUCUUCUCUUGAGUUUGAGUGAUGCUUUUUCUGGCUGGCUGCUUAUGCUCCUUAUCGGCCUCAUGUCUGGGGCAUUAGCUGGAGGUAUAGACAUUGCAGCUCACUGGCUAACAGACCUAAAAGAGGGUGUGUGUCUGAACGGCUUCUGGUUCAACCACGAACACUGCUGCUGGAACUCUAAAGAGACCACUUUCCAAGAGAGAGACAAAUGUCCAAACUGGAAGAGCUGGGCCGAGCUCACGGUGGGAGUCAACGAGGGGGCGAGUGCCUAUGUUGUGAAUUAUCUACUGUAUGUGACCUGGGCUCUGCUCUUCGCCUACCUUGCUGUGGUUCUCGUCAGGGCCUUCGCCCCGUAUGCCUGCGGCUCGGGAAUCCCUGAGAUAAAGACCAUCCUAAGUGGCUUUAUAAUCCGGGGCUACUUAGGAAAGUGGACUCUAGUGAUAAAGACGAUCACUCUGGUGCUGGCAGUGUCUUCAGGCCUCAGCCUGGGGAAAGAAGGUCCUCUGGUGCAUGUGGCCUGCUGCUGCGGAAACAUCUUCUGCCAUCUUUUCACCAAGUACCGCAAGAACGAGGCCAAGAGGAGGGAGGUCUUGUCAGCAGCCUCCGCUGUGGGCGUGUCUGUGGCGUUUGGAGCUCCUAUAGGAGGAGUGCUGUUCAGCUUGGAAGAGGUCAGCUACUACUUCCCCUUAAAGACACUGUGGCGUUCAUUCUUCGCAGCCCUGGUCGCCGCCUUCACCCUACGCUCCAUCAAUCCCUUUGGCAACAGCCAACUCGUCCUGUUCUACGUGGAAUUCCACACCCCAUGGCACCUGAUGGAGCUCUUCCCUUUUGUUUUGCUUGGUAUUUUUGGCGGCCUGUGGGGGGCGUUUUUCAUCCGUGCCAACAUGGCCUGGUGUAGACGUCGGAAGAACACGCGUCUGGGCCACUACCCCGUGUUGGAGGUAGUGCUGGUAACUCUGGCUACGGCGCUGUUGGCCUUUCCGAACGACUUCACGCGCAUGAGUGGGAGCCAUCUCAUCUCCGAGUUGUUUAACGACUGCAGUCUGCUGGACUCCUCCCAGCUGUGUGACUACACCUCCCAAGUGAAGGGUGGAGCAAUUAAUAAUAACUUAAGUCACGGUGCGAAUUACAGCAGCAGCCUGUAUGACCGAGCAGCCGGGCCUGGAGUCUACACGGCUAUCUGGCAGCUGGCGCUAGCGCUCCUCUUCAAGACGCUGAUCACCGUGGUUACGUUUGGCAUGAAGGUGCCCUCUGGUUUGUUUAUUCCCAGCAUGGCUGUAGGGGCGAUAGCAGGCAGGCUGCUGGGCAUCGGUAUGGAGCAGCUGGCAUUCUACCACCACGACUGGCCGAUCUUCAAGGGUUGUUCAUCCAGCACCAAAUGCAUUACGCCAGGCCUGUACGCCAUGCUCGGGGCUGCAGCGUGUCUGGGUGGUGUAACUCGGAUGACCGUGUCUCUUGUGGUCAUCAUGUUCGAGCUGACUGGAGGACUGGAGUACAUUGUGCCCCUCAUGGCAGCCACUAUGACCAGUAAGUGGGUGGCAGAUGCUCUGGGCAGAGAGGGCAUCUACGAGGCACACAUCCGGCUGAACGGCUACCCUUUCCUUGAGCCCAAGGAUGAGUUUGAGCACAAGACCCUGGCCAUGGAUGUGAUGCGUCCACGGCGCUCUGAUCCUUCACUCUCUGUCCUCACGCAAAGUGGCAUGAGUGUGGAGCAGGUGGAGGCUGUGAUAGCUGACACAUCAUACAGUGGAUUCCCCGUAGUUGUUUCCCAGGAGUCUCCAAGGCUGGUGGGGUUUGUGCUAAGGAGGGACCUGGUUAUAUCAAUAGAUAGCGCACGCCUCUGCCAGGAGGGUAUCGUGGGAGCAUCGCAGGUCCUUUUCACUGAGCCUACUUUAACUCAGCCUCAUGGUGGACCUCCUUCCCUCAAUCUACGCAGCAUCAUGGAUCUCAGUCCACUAGCUAUCACUGACCAAACACCCAUGGACAUCACCGUGGACAUCUUUCGCAAGCUCGGCCUACGCCAGUGCCUCGUCACACAGAACGGGCGUUUGUUGGGGAUUAUCACUAAGAAGGACAUUCUGAAGCACAUGGCCCAGAUGACAAACAGAGACCCAGAGUCCAUCCUUUUCAACUGAGAAUCCCUUCUCCAUCACUCGACAGGAGAGAAAUUUAAUCCCAUUCCACAUUGACACACUUCCCAGACUAGAUUAUCCCAAUUACCUGCUGGGAAGUAUGUGUGUACUAUAUGUAUGUGGGAGAUUUUUUUUGUGUAUGUCUUGGAAUGACCUGAGGCUUUGGCAUAGUUGGAGGAACGGAUUUGGGCGACAUGCCUGGACAGGAAGUUCUAUCUCCUAGAUGAUCUGACUUUACAGAUUCCCCCGAAGCCGUCACACACUCCACUGAUGACUACUGCACACCCACACCCACCACCACACACAUGCACCACUGAUCCACAUCAUCUUUGGAAGACUGUCACAAAAACAUUCCUGUGAGCACUGUUUUUUUUUUUUUAUCCUGCAUAUGUCAUUCUUGGAUUCGCUUUGAGGGAACCCAUGGCAUGUGAAGGACAUUUAGGGAAUCUCGCUGGGGAACAUGCCUGAACAUGCCCGGGUUAGACAAUCACUGUGGGAAGAGGAUGAGAGAUGAGACGGGAGUGUAUCAUGUUAAAAAGUCACACACACUCAGUCUUGCUCACACUCAGCCAGCUUGUCAGACUCCUUGCACAGAUAAAAGCCAAAGACAGUGUUGUGUUUGAGCUUUGUAUAAUUAAAGUGUUAAUGUAAAGUUUCGCC